Penicillium diatomitis is the source of this 933-nucleotide messenger RNA. RefSeq lists its product as uncharacterized. The coding region runs from base 1 to 933 and encodes 310 amino acids. Lineage: Eukaryota; Fungi; Ascomycota; Eurotiomycetes; Eurotiales; Aspergillaceae. The transcript has 2 exons. The record is from RefSeq and is a predicted model, not a curated record.
AUGGAGUACACACGUCUGCAAAAUCUGCCCAUGCCGGCUGUACUUCGGCGCCGGCUUCCCCGACUGUACUCGUCCCACGGAGCCGUUGCCGAAAAGUCAUCCCGGGGGUCCUUGCCGGCGGAGUCGUCGAGUUCGUUUGUAUCCUCGUUUCCCGACGAGCAUCAGACCUGGGAGCCAGUUGUCACAAGAAUCGAGCGACCCUCUACAGCAAGCGAUGAUCUGACCUCCUUUGAUUCUCAGUCACGAGGUUCCAUCAGCCCGCUCGGGGAAGAGGUGGGCUGUCCAGAUAACUACGAGACCGAGUCCGGUUUGCGAUGGAAUCGCGUUGCGCCGGCUUUCAAUCUCCUCCGCAAUGCUGGCUACGAGGCUCAAAGACCGCAGGCGGAUGGUCGUCUGGUACGAUCGCUCUACGUCAGUGCCGUGAUGUACUUGCUUGAUGCAUUGCCUUCCGAUCUCACUCCAGAUGAGACCGUCCUGCUUCGGCACCGUUUACCCGAGUCUCUCAGAGACAAAGUGACAUCUUCACCGAAUUCGCAACAAUUGCAAGCCCAGACGACCCCGGGCGUAGAGGUCGAUCGACUCCCGCGAUCAUAUCUCCACCGGCUGCUCGCCUCAAUGAUCGUGCAAUGCUUCAUUUUCAUCAGAUUCGUGCUGCCGUAUUUGCAAUUGUUCUUACACAAGGCAUAUGAGUACGAGCGAUCACAUCGACUUACGGAGCGGUUUAUCGCGAGCACUCUCGAUGUCGCAGAGGGCUUGGGCAGGAGCGGUGCGAGUAUUGGCUCGGCUGUUCUAAGGCUCAAUGAAGGGAAAUUGGGAAUCGCGGUUGGAAAUUUCGCCAGCUGGUGGAUAGAAGGCAUCGCUGGCGGUGUCUAUGAUGGUGUUGGAGAAGGCAUGAUGCAAGCGGGCCUGGUGAAAACUGGGUUGGAACUCUGA